AUGCCUGGUAUUAUUUUGUUUAAACGUGGUUGUCUCAGUGUCUCCGUGAACAAGAUAAAGGACAAAUCGACAUUUUCCUACCUAUGCAUCUGUCACGUCGGCUUCCACGGACAGCACUGCGAACACUUCCAGCCUUGCUCCACAUCCAACUUUUUAUGCCACAAUGGUGGAACUUGCGUUCAUGUUAACCGCAGCAGCAGUAGCAGUGAGAGUAGUAGCAGCACCAACAAUAUUAAUCCUAGUGGUAGAAUUAGUAGUAGUUUGAAAGACGCUGGUAGUGCAAUUGGAGAUUUCCGAAAUAGUAAUGGUGAUGAUGGACAUAUGGACGUCUGCUACUGCAUGGCUGGAUAUGGUGGUUAG
Molecule: messenger RNA, 360 nt
Organism: Helobdella robusta
Lineage: Eukaryota; Metazoa; Annelida; Clitellata; Rhynchobdellida; Glossiphoniidae
Exons: 2
Coding region: 1-360 (119 amino acids)
Source: RefSeq, a predicted model, not a curated record